UUUGCUUGCUGUGGAAGUUUGUGAAGAAAAGAAAUACAUUGAAAUUCGUUGAAAAAUAAUACUUAUCUGUACCCUUUGUAAAUUAACCCGACAAAUGAAAUUUCCGAUUGAUGUGUUUAUGUGAAACAGUUUUUCGAGUCUUCAAAUAAAAAUCAUAUCAUAUGAUUUCCAGAUGUGAAAAAUGCGUGUGGGAAAAAAAUUAAAUAUUUCGGAGACAAAGAAGACUCGCGCCUGCGUAGUACGUUUGGAAAAGCUAUCACAUAACUCAUUAUCCCCGACACCAUCACCGCCAAUACGAAGAACACAAUCUACUUCGGCUCAAAAGACUCAACAGCACUACCAAGAUCAUCAAAAAGGUGGAGGAAAUUCGAACGCCCGUCAGUCACAUUCUAGUGCCGCGGGUGGUGUUAUGGGAGUUACUCCCAAACAUCUGGCUGCAUCAAGUCAGUCUAGGGGGCCUAUUAAAAAGAGGCCAGUUGGGGACAACAACAGCAAUAGCCCAAGAAUAGCGCAGCAAAGGCCGCAAGCAUCAACUAUGUCAGCCAUGCGAUCAAACCAGAAAGCAAAAGUUGUAUCGCGCGCUUCUAAGGCUUCUACGCCAGCUAGAGAGGAAACGCCAACGCCAACUAUUGCCUCUGGAAGAUCAAGAAGGGCAAUUAAACCUAACCCAAAAUAUGCCAGUGAGGAUAUGGUAACCCCAAGGAUGGUACGCAAUGUAGGAGGAGCCGCUUCUUCUGCGAAAUCAUCAAUGGGCGCUGAUGGAAAACGUCGAAAAAAUUCAACUUCCUCAGAUGAUUUCUACAAUCGUAACUCGGAAGACGAAUUAAUCGACGAUGAUUCACAGAAUUAUGACACAAAAGGCGACAAAGCCUACAAACUAGAUGAGAAGGAUGAGGCUUUGGACUCGGAUAUAUCAGAAAUUGAAGAAGAGAUAUCAAAGCGCGCGCAUAAAGGAAGACCUAAGUCCCGUAAUGUGCCUGCAACACCAAGCGCUACAACCGGUAAGACGUCCUCUCAAACGCCUAAUGCUAAUGUUAAACGCCUGUUUUCUACGCCAGCUUCAAUGGUAAGAACGGCACCCACACACUUACAACAGCUUCGGCGUUCACUUCAGUCUGCAAAUGCCCAACGCAAUCAAAAUUUCUUAGCUGGCAGCGGUAGCUCUAUGGCACAAAAACGUAAGUUAGAUGAUGCUAAUGAUAGUGACAGCGACGGCUCGUACACAGUGGCACGUAAGCAAAUGUUGGUUACCACUUCCACGGGAGUCAAAGUACGAAUGCCCAUCAAGGAGAAUUCUUCAAUGGUUACAAAUCAAGCGAAUCGCCUUCAGCGCCCUUUACCAGUUCAAAAAACCAACACAAGUAGCGAGGGAAAACCACCAGUAAACGGAGGAAAUAAAAAUAUGCCACAGCCUCAAUUUUUAGCAAAGAGAAGAAUAAUCGACUCAAGUAAAAUUUCCCAGCAUGAUAAUACUCCAUCUAAAUUGGCCGCAAAAACAGUACCAAGUAGACAAAUUCAGCAGACCCCCGGUGGUAACAAUAAAACGCCAAUGUCUAACAAGUCUUUUGCACAAUCAACACACGCACCAGUGGGUGCACAGAAAACAUUGAUGGGAUCGUCGAAUGCUACGAGCGUUCCCAACAGGAUGCGAACAAGCUCUCCAAAGCCCGUAGUUAGGAAGGAAAGUUCAAAUAGUACUUCAAAACUGUUAACGUCCUCUACAGCAACCAGUUCUCCUCCAUCCGCGCCUACACAGCAACAAAAACAACAACAAAGUAAGUUGCAAACUCUGCCCAUAAAACCAAUCGAUAAGCUUAAAUCUGCAUUGGCUUCAACAAUUAUUCCUGCAAGUGGCAGCAGUACGCAGAAUUCUAAAAUAGCCACGAACUCUAAAACAAUUUCAUCGAAUUCUCAAGCGAAUAGCCAAACAACCACAAAGGCCUCGCCGAUAGCAACAACAGCUGAAGUUAUAUCGUUGAAUGAUGAGUCUCCGAAUUCCACAAUGGAUGACUUUGAGACAAUGCCUACAUUCACUAUUGUAAACGUAAAUGAUAUCAUUAACAAAAAAGGCGAUGUACUGAUAACAAAGUCGAAGGCUGGCUCUGCAAGCUUAAGUAAACCGGGAGUUAUAGAAUUCUCCGAUAGUAUUACUCUAGAUGAUGACGAGAAUGAUGAUGGCGAUGAUGAAGAUGAGGAUCGCCAUGAUGCCAAAAAAGCGAAAGGCAAAAGCAAUAAACGCGAUGUUCUCCCAACGAAAGUAAACAAACUACCCACUAUGAAGAACAGCCAAGUGGUCGACGGUGAGAAAAAGAAAUUGCCCACAGCUCGUAAUACAAGUAGUGAGAAUGUAAGAAAACAGCAACAAUCAACUACAACUGUCCUUACAAACAAUUUACUGACUAUGUCAUCCUCUUCGGCUAACAAGCCAAAAAUACUUAAUCAUAAACUAGGUCUACGAAAUAAUCCUCGAGUUGCAGCAAAAACCAGUACACCGGUAUCUUCAAUUCCAGAUAAACCGGCACCGCGUAUACUAAAUUCUGUAGUGGGUAAAAAGACUCAGCCUGUAAAACCCAUGAUUACCAAUUUAGAUGAUUCUGCUGAGGAAAGUUUCCCUUUGUCACUGGACGAAGAGGAGACCGAAGAUGAGGCAGAGAGCAAAUCCUUUGAGCAGAGCAAAUCCGAAAGAAAUGCAAAACUAUCCCUUCCAUUGGACACAGCAGAGGAUACGGAUUCGGAAGUUUCUGCGCCUGAGGAUAAGAAAAAAUUCAAAGUGUUGCUUCCAAAAAAUAGUUCGAAGGCAAAAACAGAUACUUCACCAGCAUCCACAUCACCAAUUCAAAGGAAAAAACGCCUGCCUAAUACUCGAAGCUCACCCAUAAUGGUUACAAAUAAUAAAAAGCGACUUUUUACGCCGGCUGCCGCCAAAGAAAAUUCUUUGGCAGCCACGAACCAACAAGUGGGAGAUGCUAAGUCACCAACAGAUCUCACGCCUACAAUACGCAAACCGCCUGCCGAAAAAGUUGUCAUAUCAAAACAAGGCGACAAAAUAAUUAAAAAAAUUACCUGUUUUGAGACAUGGUAUGUCAUCAACAUGCCAUUGGAACCCAAGAGGCAGACUCCCCUUGUGAAAAAUCAAUUAGAUAUGCCGUUAAUAAAUUUAGCAAACAGUGCUAAAGCAAUACACCUUCCAUCCGACCUAUGGAGCUGCAAGGUGACACUUUAUGAGUUGUCCGCUUCUACACUGGCAAAAAGUACGUUUGUCACCUACACCGGAAACUUGGAGGAGUACAAUAUAAGUGAAGAGGAUCGCGGUAAAUAUCAACCAUCUUGCGUUAUGUUCAGACGGUCCAUACAAAAUCGCCAACAAUCACGAAUGCCUUAUGAUCGCGCAGUAAUAUUCAAAAAUAAGACCUUCUCCACCAACAUCGAUGGUAAAAACAUUCGGUUGGUGGGUGCACCCAGCAUUAUAAAUAGCGAAAAGGACAUAGAAAUUCUAUUGGAUGUUGUAGAUGGAUUAACGUUGCAAAGCGAUUUUGUAGAAUAUGCAACAAUAAUUCAGUAAUGUCAAUAGGUCCAUAACAAUCAUGUAUUCAUAACAUAACAACCCAACCCCCAUUCACUCACUCGCUUACUCGUGUACAAAGAUGAAUAGUAUUCAUGGCAAUUGCAAUUCACCAA
Messenger RNA from Stomoxys calcitrans (stable fly), 3678 nucleotides. RefSeq lists its product as uncharacterized. The transcript is spliced from 2 exons. The record is from RefSeq and is a predicted model, not a curated record. Lineage: Eukaryota; Metazoa; Arthropoda; Insecta; Diptera; Muscidae. The coding region runs from base 182 to 3562 and encodes 1126 amino acids.